AAAAUAACGUUGAUAUUUAAAGGCAGAAGGAGGCAUUGGUAGCUGUGCAGUCUGACAAUAUCACCUUAUGAAAGUUCGAAAGUGGUGUUCAUAACCCAAGUAGUAUUCUCAGAUUCUCCUUGGGUAUAUUUACGUUUUUAUUCUGUGCCGGUGAACGCCAUAUUGACUGCACUGGAAAACAGAGUGGUAGCACGUGGGAUAGGAUACCAAAUACGCCGUUUGCUCUGGACGUACACAUAUCUGCCUUGAAUAUUGGAUCGAAAUUGAUGACUGUCAUAAGAAAUUGUUGAGUGCAAGCUGAACUAUUGAGCAAGACCCCAACGGCAGUUCGCGAACGUUGUGCGGCGGGUCUGGUUGCUUACUGACCAUUCGCACAGCAGGUGUGUGUGCACGUCAAGUGAUUUGUUGCUGAAGAAUUUGUCUUCGGUGUUAUUGCGCAGACGUUCCAGUUGGGCCGGACGAGGCGGCGCUUGACACGUGCUGUUUCGUUGACCAUCAGGACGUGAGAAUCAGCUGAAUUAGAGUGAUUAUCGUUAGAGGUCUGAUACCUGAGGAUUGGACGCUGCUUGCCAUUGGCCAAUUAGCGCACGACCUCACUCUUUGCAGGUCUCACUUUUGGUUCAUCGUUGACAUUUGCACCGUGGUGUCAGUCGUGGAAGUGAAUAAUGGCACCCACAUCAUGUCGCCACACUUUGAUCUGGUCUCUGCCAACAGUUGCCCUUUUGCUCACUUUCCUCUGGUACAAAAGCAGAAGAGGAUCAUCGCGAAGUGACCCAGGGGGGACGGCUAAAGGGACUCGAAAAGCCAAGAAGCAGGAAGAGAGAACCAAAAAUCGCACAUUGAGUUUGUUGGCUGAGGAUAGUAAGAAAACAGUGAAGGAGGACAUUUGUUCCACAAGUAAAGAACAACCAGUAAUCAGAAAAGGUUCAUCCACAACAGGAACAGUGUGUCUUGAGUUGGGACAUCCAGAAGAACAACAAAGUGAAAUUAAUUUUGCUGCAAAAGUUAUCGAGAAGCCAUCUGUUGAAAAUACUGUACCUCCCAGUGGAACGAACUUUUCCACUGACUCCAGUGAAAUUAUCUCUGUAGGAAAAAGCUCUCAUGAUUUAAUAGUUGGAAAGUGUGAUAACAGUGCUGAUAAUAAAAACUCGCUAAUAGAGCUAUCGGAUACAUCCAAACCAAGUUGUGUUAUUAAUAUUACUAGUGACAGUAGGCUCAGUGCUGAAGAAAAUAGUGGUAGCAUAGAAGGAUUGUUAGUGCACUGUGAUCCAAAAGAAUCAAACUUUGAAGUAAAAACGAACUGCGAGGGCGCUGUACUGCAAAGGGAAAGCUCUGAAAUUGCUGUACCGACGGAAAUAGACUCUGCAAUAGUUUUUCCACCGGAAAGUGACACACGAAUUAGUGGACAAUUGGAAUCAGCUGCUGAGAGUGUUAUCUCUGAUCCAAAGGAAAUAACCUAUGAAAUAAGUAAUUUACAGGAAUCACUGAAUGAGCCAGGUCUUUGGAUAACUAUCCCCACAGACGUACAUACUGAGGUAGCUGUCCCCAAGGAAACAAUCCUCGAGGUUCCUCCCGAAGACGAAACAAUUUACGAAGUAGCUCUCCAAAAAGAAACGAUUUACGAAGUAACUUUCGAAAAAGAAACAAACUCCGAGGCAUCUGCCUCAGAGGAAAAGAAUCCCGACAUUACUGUGUUGCAGGAAACGGUCUCAAAGGUUACUGUUCCAAAGAACACAGUAUUUGAAGUACCAGCUUCACAGGAAAUAAACUCUGAAAUAAUUGUUGCACAGGAAACGGACUGUGACUUAGUUGCUACACAGGAAAUAACCUCCGACAUAGUUUUUGCACAGGAAACGGACUGUGUCUUAGGUGCUGCUCAAGAAAUAAACUCUGACGUAGUUGUUGCACAGGAAACGGAAACGGUCUGUGAGUUAGUUGCUAACCAAGAGGCUGACUUUGAUGUAACUGUCCCGCAGGAAGAGGACUCCAAAGUCAUCAUCCCACAGGAAACACACUUUGAGGUAACAGUCUCUCAAGACUGUCAUCCUGGAAACACCAUUGGUGAUACCUAUCAUUCUGACACUUUCAAAAGUGAGGAGAAUAACCUGAGUAUUGGUAGUCAGUGUUCUGAUUGUAGCCGUGUGUUGUAUUCAAGCACAUUUGCUGCAGGCAGUGAAGAAGUGAUUUCUGCCACUGAGUGCAACGGUGCUGAGGACUUGCCCAGCAGUAAUCUUACAGACAGACACACUGAAGAAGACACUAUGCCAGAACCUGUAAGAGAGGACUGGACAUUAGAGAAGAGCUCUGAUAUUCAGGCAGAGCCAACUUCUGAAACUCAGAGGAAAGAUACAGAUCAAACCUGUGGAGAAGAUAACGAGUGUUCUCAAAACAAAGAUUCAGCAUCUGCACAGUCAGCCAGAAUGCAGACACCUCCACCUGUAAAAGAAGUAUCGGAUGAGGCGGACACUGCAGCAACAGGCAGUAGCUGUGGUCUUGAAGGCAAGCUGGCUGCACUGGAGCUGGGAAAGGGUCGCGAUUCAGCCAAUCAUAGCCCUGCAGAGGUUAUGCUUGCCAGUCCAUCGGCAUCUAGCUACUCAGAUGAGGGGUCAAGUGACAGUGGCAAGGGAUGCAGUGAUUUAGCAACACCACCAUCACGUACUCCAGCAAGUGGCAGUUCUGUAUCUGGAGAUGCUACUGCCUUGUCUGUAUAUGAGUUUGUCCUACCCCAGCACCUUGUGGGUCGUCUUAUUGGCAGGCACGGGGCAUUUGUACACCAAAUUAAAGCGAAAACAAAUGCAAGCAUACUCAUCAAGAGGCAUCCAGACACACAAAAACUGAAAAUUUGUGCUGUGGAAGGUACACAGCUCGAUAUUGAGAGCGCUCUUGAGAUGAUACGCAAGAAGUUUCCAUUGAAGCACUAUCCCAGUAUAACUCUUGAGCAAGUGUGCUUUGUGCCACCUGUUACAGUAUGUCCAAUUUUACCAGAAUGUUUGCAGUUAAUGCUGGUGGAAGGUGUGAGCAAUGAUGUGAUUCUUUCAAGCUUAGUGACACCAGGCCAUUUCUUCCUGCAACAGCCAACUCAUCCUACAUUCCCUGCUCUGAACAGGCUAAAUGCCUGUAUGAAUGUGUGUUAUAGUGAACCAAAUGUACCUCUUUUGCCGUCACCUGUUGACCCUGGUGUGAUAUGUGCAGCCCCCACUAUGGGCGGAUGGUAUCGAGCACAAAUCGUCUCUGUAGAACCUGAAACUAAUGUGUGUGAAGUAAAAUUUGUUGAUUACGGAGGUUAUCUGUCAUUGGAACAUACAGCAUUGAGACAAAUUCGCUCAGAUUUCAUGACUCUACCAUUCCAAGCAUCAGAAUGUUUCUUGGCUAACGUGAUUCCCACAGGAGGUGAGGAAGCAUCAUGGAGUGCUGAUGCCGCUGCAGUAAUGGAGGAACUAACACAUGGCCAAGUCCUUCAGGCACAAGUGUGUGACUACACGGAAGAAAACAUACCUAAUGUAUUUCUCUAUGCUGUCCAUUGCAAUCAGGUGGUGCUUGUCAACCAAGAGCUUGUUUUAAGGGGCCUUGCUGAAUGGUGGAAACCUGAGGACGUUAAUGAUGUGUCAUGUGUGUAAGAAGAGUACCAGUUUUGGAAAGUUCCUGUGGCAUUUUAACAAGUCUUCCUGUCUGCAAAGACAAGAGUAUGGAGGGAGAGUUUAAUUCGUUAAUAUCAGAAGGUGCUUUGCACGUACUGCAAACAAUUGAACCAUGAUUGCUUUUGUAAUUGCAUGCAGUAGGAAUUCUUGUUUUAUUUUGUACUUCUGAUUGAGAGUGUAAAUUAUUAUUUUCAAUUUGAAUGUUAAUGUUUCUAUCUAUAAGUUAAUUUCAUGAAGCUAUACCUUAAUGUUUUGCUGUGAAUAAAAAUUAAAUCUUUGAAAAUAGUGUUUGAGGUGGAUGUAAUUUUAGAUAUCAUUGGAUUAGAAAUAAACUGUAAUCUGUUAAAAGCCAUUAUUAAUGUAUAAAGAAUCAUGUGAUAUUCAUUUCCUGUUACGUAUAUACAAUUUGCUUUAAUAUUUGUAGAUAUUGUUGUAUAUGUUGUUUGGCGUAAGUAGCAAUCACAUUUAAACAGAGAAGUGAGUCGAAGGAUAAAAGUUAUGUUCCAACAAAUAAAAAUAAUCCAAUAUUCAUUUUGAAUGGUGGGAACGUCUCCCAAAUGACUGUAAUCGCCGUUUGUAUACAUUUCUGAUGUGUGGUGUGUUAUUUUUAAUCUGAUAAACUUGCCCGAUUGCUUUGUAAUACAGAAGCUUCUUGUAAAGAAAAUUGUAAAUAAUAAGGGAAGAAAUUUACUGUGUUGUGGUAACUUUACAACAGACUGAAUUUUAUGCAGGAGUGAUCAGAUUCCAUUGAAAAAUGUAAUCAGAUAUUUUAUUGCUUUGAAUGUUUUUAAUGGAUUACUAUUACUGGGAUUGCAUAUUUCUGUACAGAGAGCAGCUCUAAGGAAGUUGUUAUAAAGUGAUCAUAAAUAUUAUUUUUGGUAAAAAACAAAAGAAAAAUCUUGAGUGAGAUGUAGUUCUGUAAACUUGGAGUUUCCUACAGUUGAAUUAGUGUCAUUUUGUUAGUGUUUGUAAAUUUGUGAAAUCUGUUGCCAAUGUGGAGUUUUUGUUUUGUGCUAUGAAUUGCAAUAUAUGUUAAAGAAGUUGGUACAUGUUACUUAUUCAGGUACCUGGAUAUGCAGCCACAUAAUUAUUAUCAAAAUACAGUUAAAGAUUUAUUCAGAACCAUAAUGAGAAUGUAGGGAGAGUGACUUCAUGUGGAUGUCAGCAUUUAAAAUAUGAACAUGUUAAAUAUUUCCAGUUAUUUGCUCAAUGUAUCACACUUCCUGAUAACUGUCCAAAGUUGCCUUGCAUUAAUUAGCAGCCAUGUAAUGAGUUUGCACAAUAGAAAUGAUUGUACGUCAAAUCUAAUCUGACUCAUGAAAGAGCAUCCAUUUAUCAUUAACAAAAUGGAAAGAGAUUAAUCAUCAUUUCAAAUCAAGCAGAGUUCCAGUUUUUAUGUUUACAUGCUUUGGCUUCCCACCUUUCUGGGUAAAUCCCCACAGAAAUAAAAAAAAAGUGUCUCACAUUUGGUCCAUGUGUUUUUCGCUCUUUCAUAUUUUAAAUACUGUAGUAGCUCAUCAUGCCAAAAUUUAAUUUUUCAGUCUUCUCAUUAUUUCAAACUCUUACAAACUGUAGAAAUUAUGAUGGCAAUAAUUUUCUUUCGAUUUAUCCUUAUUUUAGGUCUAUUAUAAACCAGUGAAUAUUGACAUAGAAUGAACAAGUGAGAAAAUAACAUUUGUCUGCUUGCAUAGUUUAAAUUCCGCAGAAUUAUUUUAAAUGGUCAGCAUUCAUUAAUGUCCUCAAUAAAUUCUCAUGCGUCCAUAUGAAGGAAGGUUGUGAAACAGAUCCAUUGGUUUAAUGCUGAGUCAGUUUCCCUACAUUUUCUUUAAAUUUGCUUUGUAAGCAAAAGCAGGUGCAAGAAUUGUUCCUAUAUAGUAGAGACGUGUGAUUUGUUGUGAUGGAACAUUUAUGUAUAUUUCUACAUUGACCUCAGUAUUGGCUGUAUCUGUGGGUUAUUUCAAAAAGCAUGGAGUCCUUUAAUUUUCUACACUAUUAUUGUUUACCACUCCUGUUACAUUACUGAAAUGUAAUAGCAUAAAUUGUUUAUUUUUUAGGACAGUGAAUUCUCUCUCUCUCUCUCUCUCUCUCUCUCUCUCUCUCUCUCUCUCUCUCACUUCCCCCCCCUCUCUCUAAGUUGUUUUAUAAAAAUAAUUUCUAAAAUUUAAAGUCCGUUAUAUCAUCAUGUAACUUCAUAUUUGUGGUACUGUAUUUAUCACUGAAGUUCUGAAUAACAACUUGUUUGUUCAUUGCUUUCUGUGUUGUGAUUGCAAGUGCAGGUUUUCUUCUUUAUUUCUUUUUCCUAUUUUAUAUAGUAAUUAAAUUAAUUUCAGUAUUAGUCUACAAAUUUCCAUGAUUUUUCAGUGUUCUUCUUCCUGUGUUCAAUUUGGUCAUUUCUGAAUGACAAAGAAAAUGGAAAAAAUUGCUUUUAUAAAUACAGUGUACUGCAGGAAUGCAAGUAAAGAAAAAAGUUUUGAUUUUCCUUUAAUCAUGAAUCAUUUAAUUGAAGACCAGUGUUCCAUGUUAUAAAAUUAUGUUACUCUCAUUUUUAUGUUAAGUUCUCAAUAUUGUAGCAAGGCAACAGACAUGAGUGCACAGAAAAACAUUUCCAUUUACAAAUAAAAUAUAAUUUAUUGUUUUAACUAA
Schistocerca piceifrons (Central American locust) is the source of this 6281-nucleotide messenger RNA. Its product is annotated as A-kinase anchor protein 1, mitochondrial-like. The transcript has 10 exons. The record is from RefSeq and is a predicted model, not a curated record. Gene Ontology annotation, molecular function: RNA binding. Lineage: Eukaryota; Metazoa; Arthropoda; Insecta; Orthoptera; Acrididae. The coding region runs from base 666 to 3617 and encodes 983 amino acids.